GGUUAUAUGUCUGGAUAGAUAAAACUAAAUGGAAUGAAGCGGCGGAAUUAAUGAUAAUAUUAACACGGCUGUCAACAUGACAGAUCGAGAGAUCCAGACCAUUUACAAAUAGCAUUGUAAAGUAUAUAUGUAAAACACAGCUAACUUUGCUACACGGACCGAUACAAUAAGUGAGUUAUCAACAUUUCUUUCAACAUAAUUUAACUACGAAUUUCAUUUAACAUUUAAUUUUCGGUUGAAAUUAAUAUUCGCAAGACAACUUCACUGCGUUAUGCGAUGGAAUAAGUGAUUAAUCGAUUACUGUAGUAUUGAUUGACAGAUUUCAUCCAACGUUUGAUUUUUGGUGGAAAGUAAAUAUGCAAUAACAUUACAUCACCAUGCGAUGGAAUUAGUGAUUAAUCUAUAUAUCUCCAAGUUGAUCUAAUCGACAUAUUUCUGCCAACAUUUGAUUUUCGGUGAAAAGUGAAUAUGCAAAAAAUGAUGGAAUUAGUGAUUAAUUAAAGUUGAUAUAAUCAAAAGAUUUCAUUUAACGUUCGAGUUUCGGUAAACAGUGCAUAUAUAACAUAAUUUCACUGCACAAAGCGAUACAAAUAGUCAUUAAUCAAGAUAUCUGCAAGCAGAUAUUGAUCGACAAAUCUGGUGCAACGUUUCAUUUUUCGGUUGAAAGUACAAAACAUGUUUAUGUAUAACACAACUGCAGUGAAAUUAAUGAUAUAUUAACAAUUGACCGACAAAUCUAGAUCAUAAUAUCGGCGAAAAUGAUGAAUAACACGGCUUACAUACCUACUGCAUCGAGUGAUGAAAUAAUGAUUAAUUAACGGACCUACAAAUAAGACCUACAGAUCUUGAUACGGAUAAAGAUAAUGUGGCCAAUAGUUUACCACAUGCCGCCAAGGUUGAUGUCUUAUAUUUGUACAUGCGGUGGUGUUAAUUAGAAACAGACAGGCGGGGAAAGACUAUGGAACUCUGAGGAAUUCUUGCAGGUAGUAUAAUAGAAUAUAAUUGUGUUGCUCGCUGGCUCUGUACAAACAUUCGUGAGUCUUGAAGCCAAAUCAUGUUUCUGACGAAAAUCUCGUGUACUGUUACCGGUAAUUCCUCAUAAGUUAUAUUCUAAAUCACUACCAGACUAUCAUUAGACUACCGUUAUCAGUAGUAUGUGUUUGUGGUAAGAAGUUAACACUCCAUAGGGGGUCAGGUUUAUUUGUGCCUGCUAUUUAUUCUUUUCUCUGUGACAUUUUCAUUAGGAGAAUAGAGCAUUAAGAGAGCUGUGUUCUUUUAUGACUUUCCUUGAAAAAGAAACUAGGCAAAAUCGAUGGCUUAAGUGUUCGACUUUCACUAGCACAAGUCGAACUCAAUGCAGAGACGUAAGAUCCUGUAUUUCAAUAUGAAAAGGUGCUAAGGAAAAAUAAGUUCAAUAGGUGUAAUUGUAUAGAAAACUUUUGAGGCGAGUUGAGUAGAAUCGGUAAAUCUGCUGGCGCUGUUGGAUUAGAAUACAACUGACACACUUGUAGGAUAUUGUAGUGUAGAAGUCGAAACUUUCAAAGGAUUAUUUGACAGGUUACAGAUUACAGUGUACAGAUUACACAAUUACUUGGAAUAUUACAGAACUUCUAAGACUUGAAAGAGGUGGUUUAAUAUCAUAUUAAUCCACCACUAGUGCUUGGGACAUAGGCAGAUAUAAGUAAUUUCUUAGAACCUGACAAUAUUUGACAGCGGAUUAAUCAGCCAAUAUGAGUGAGACGGAGAAAAUGGCACCGACAGCUUCUAUGGAAACUGUGAUGAUCAUCCGACCAUUUAAGGUUGGUGCUGCAAUUAUAGGGUUCGUCUCUAUGUUGGUGAGCGGACUCUUUAUCGGGGCCUCAGACUGGAUUGAACAAGACGGCUGGCGACAGGGCCUCUGGGAAGAAUGCAUUGAAACAUCCCCCGGCAGAGUGAACUGUACAAAGUUCAACCCGCCUGUAUACGUGUUCGCAUGUCGAGGACUUGUCAUCCUGGGCCUCAUCAUGACGUUUAUAGCAAGUGUGACCGUCUGUCGGGGCCUCAAUAAUGAGAAAAUGAGCACGCGGUACCGGUGCUACUUUAUCGCCAUGCUAGUUUACUUUCUAGGAGUUAUGUUUGACAUCACUGCGCUUAUAAUCUUCCCUGUAAAGUACUCGGAAUCGAUGGGCGAGCGGGCGGGCGAGGUGUGGUCAGUCGGCUGGACAUAUUGGAUCGGCUGGCUAGUUGCUGGACUCAUGCUGACCAGUGCCCUACUUUUGUGCCUGGACAAAGACGCCGACGAAAUCACGUAUCGCGAGAAGGUCGAAUAUGAGAACGGAAUCGAAGAUGAUGAUGAGAAACUGACUGAGAGUGAUUCUGCCAGAUCCGAGACUGAAUCCGACAUUGCUUAUGCGGACGAGUGUUUCAAAUGAAGCACCAACAUGUGAACACCGACAAGGAUUUUAUAAACAACGAGGCCCGGUCAAGGGUAGAGCUUCCUUCUCCUAAGUUAUUUUUGAGGCACCAACAUGUGUACAUCGACAAGGAUUUUAUGAACAUGGAGGCCCGGUCACGGGUAGACAUUUCUUCUCUUAAAUUAUUUUUGAAGCACCAACAUGUGUAUAUCGACAAGGAUUUUAUAAACAACGAGGCCCGGUCAAGGGUAGAGCUUCCUUCUCUUAAAUUAUUUUUGAAGCACCAACAUGUGUAUAUCGACAAGGAUUUUAUUUUAAUAACGAGGCCCAGUCAAGGGUAGACCUUUCAUUUCCUAAAUUAUUUUUUAAAACACCACCAUGUGUACAUCGACGAGGAUUUUAUAAACAACGAGGCCCGGUCAAGGGUAGACCUUCCAUCUCCUAAAUUAUUUUUGAAACACCAACAUGUGUACAUCGACAAGAAUUUUAUAAACAACGAGGUCCGGUCAAGGGUAGACCUUCCUUCUCUUAAGUUAUUUUUGAGGCACCAACAUGUGCACAUCGACAAGGAUUUAAUAAACAACGAGGCCCGGUCAAGGGUAGAGCUUCCUUCUCCUAAGUUAUUUUUGAGGCACCAACAUGUGUACAUCGACAAGGAUUCUAUCAACAAUGAGGCCCGGUCAAGGGUAGAUCUUCCUUCUCUUAAGUUAUUUUUGAAGCACCAACAUGUGUACAUCGACAAGGAUUUUAAAACAACGAGGCCCGGUCAAGGGUAGACCUUCCUUCUUUUAAGUUAUUUUUGAGGCACCAACAUGUGUACAUCGACAAGGCCCGGUCAAGUUAUUUUUGAAACACCUAAAAACACAGGAAUGUUGGACAAUGAUUGUGACGUCAUGAAAAGAAAAUGAUUAAAAAUAUGUUACCAUAUUGGAAUAUAUCGUUGACAGAAUGGGAAUGAAUCGUUGACCACCAUUCGUUAAACAUGUUUAUUUAUAUUUUUAUAUUAAAGGAAACACAGAAAUGCCAAUGAAUAAUGUCACUGGCCGUUAUUAUAAACAGUUCUGGUGGACUCGAUAUAUGAACGUUUUGAAGUGUUACGUAAAUAGUGUUUUAAAGGCUCAUCCCUUAAAGCUGCACUCUCACAGAUUGAAUGUUUUGACUUUUAUUUUUUUGUCCUGGAACGAGCCAAUUUAUGUGAAAAUGCAUGUAAACCAGUGGCAUGAGACUGCUGACAAAAAUGGAUCGCAAAUUUUUAUAUUUCAGUUAAAAAAAUGCUGUUUUAUGCAUUUUCUUAAACCGUUAGUAACGCUUUUAGUAAAAAAAACCACAUUAACUUUCAAACGGAAAUAUGACAAUCUGUGAUCUGACUGUUGGCCAACAGUCUUUUAUCACUGGUUUGCAGAUAUAUACACUCAUUCCAAGACAAAAAUAAAGAAAAGUUGUAAAAACGGGAAAUCUGCGAGAGUGGAGCUUUAAAAUCUCCUGACAAUUUAUGUAUAUAUAUAUGUAUACAAAGUAAAUAUUUAAGUUGCUUUGCUAAACAUGAACAAUAUGUACGCUAGUACAUUAUUAUGUAACGCUAACAGUUUCUUGGAUUUUAUAUCAUAGUUUAUAUCGACAUUUAUUGAUUGUGUGAUGAGCGAGAUUUGGAAAUAUUUAAAAAAGUAUUUUUGACAUUUUCAUGAAAUAUAAGACCAUUGCAUUCAUCCUGAUGAAAGAGUUGUUUUCAACAGAAAACAUCAUGAAAGCGAUCUGUUUCAUUUCAUGUCCAUUGUUGCCUUCAUUUGCUAAACAAAAUAAACUGGAUAGCUAUU
Mya arenaria is the source of this 4207-nucleotide messenger RNA. Its product is annotated as claudin-10-like. The record is from RefSeq and is a predicted model, not a curated record. Lineage: Eukaryota; Metazoa; Mollusca; Bivalvia; Myida; Myidae. The transcript has 5 exons. Gene Ontology annotation, biological process: cell-cell adhesion. The coding region runs from base 1731 to 2411 and encodes 226 amino acids. Gene Ontology annotation, cellular component: membrane; cell-cell junction.